Messenger RNA from Cygnus atratus (black swan), 4629 nucleotides. RefSeq names its product TELO2 interacting protein 1 (gene TTI1). Gene Ontology annotation, biological process: chromatin remodeling. The record is from RefSeq and is a predicted model, not a curated record. NCBI's taxonomy places the organism in Eukaryota, Metazoa, Chordata, Aves, Anseriformes, Anatidae. Gene Ontology annotation, cellular component: cytoplasm.
AUGGCCGUGUUCGCCACCCCCCGGGAGGCCUUCGGCGCCCUGCGGCCCGCCUGCGUGCGGCUGACCCAGGCGCAGACCGCCGAGAACGUGGCGCUGCUGCGGGCCCGGCUGGCGGCGGUGGGCGCGGCGGCGCUGCAGGAGCUGCAGGAGUACGUCCUCUUCCCGCUGCGCCUCGCCCUCGCCUCGCCGGGGCCGCGGCGGGAGCGGCUGGCUCAGAGCGCGGCGCGGGGCCUGGCCGCCGUGCUGGGCGCCACCCGCCUGCGGGGCCCGGAGCUGCUGCGGGAGCUGCUGGCCGAGCUCUGCGCCUGCCUCGCCCCCGGCCCCGGCCCCCCGCAGGCCCCGGCCCCGGCCCCGGCCCCGGCCUCGGAGGAGCUGAAGCUGGCCGUGGUGGAGGCGCUGCACGCCCUGAUCCAUUCCGCAGACGGGGACGUUAUCUUGUCGCUGUACCAGCCGCCGGCGCUGCACCUCCUGGGGUUCGCCGUGUCCCUGCUCCUGGGCCUGGCGGAACGGGAAAGAGCAAAGCAGGUCAAGAUCUCCGCCCUGAAGUGUCUGCAGGCCCUCGUUCUGCGGUGUGAGUGCCAGCAGCACAGGCGGCUGCGUGAAGAUGAGGAGCAGCAAUGUGGGGAUUCGUUUGCUUCGUUUCUGCCCGGCGUUUCUAUUGCGCUGUCUCGAGUUAUUACCGCAGACAUCAAACAAGGUCACGGAACCACCGUCGCUGCCAUCAGAGUGUUUUAUCGGGUUGUCGGUUUGGUCAUGGCUGAUGAACAGCUAGCCAGGAUCCCAGAGAAUAAAGAGAAGCCGUCAGUGGAACAAAGUGGAGUAUCAAAACUGGCGGUCCAUAGAGGACCUGACUGGAGUAAAAAUACCGCAGAAAAACUCUCUCUCCUCUUACAUAAAAUUGUUGAACGUUCCUCAGUUCACUCGCACUGGAAAGUGAGACUGGAGCUGGUGGAACUCGUCCAUCACUUAGUGAGGAACUGCAGGCAGUCACUGGUGGACUCGUUCACUCAUCUUCUAAAGGCCUUGGUCGGGCUGGUUAACGAUGAAAACAGCGAAGUCCAAAGCAGAUGUAACGAGGUUCUGCAGCACAUUGCAGAGCAGCAGCUGGUAGCACACAACAGGGCUCUUGCUGAUGUUCUCUCGGAGAACCUCCAUUCCCUCGCCACAGCUCUGCCUCGCCUGAUGAACUCUCAGGACGACACGGGCAAGUUUGCCACCUUGAGCUUAUUGCUUGGCUACCUGAAGCUGCUGGGCCCCAAGGUUAACAUUGUCCUCAACUCCGCAUCCCACCUCCAGCGUCUGUCCAAAGCACUGAUGCAAGUUCUGGAGCUGGACGUGACAGAUGUGAAGAUAGUGGAAGACAGGCGCUGGGGCUCUGGGAGCGGGUACGAGGGCUCCUUGCAGCAUGGUGUGCAGACGGGCAGAUGCCAGAAGAAAUACUUCCGCUUCUUCACGGAGGAAAAAGUUUUCCAGCUCCUUCAGCAAGUUUGCCGUGUUCUUGGCUACUAUGGAAACCUCUACUUGCUCGUGGAUCAUUUCAUGGGGCUGUACAGCGAGUCUGCCAUGUACCGAAAGCAGGCUGCAAUGGUCCUCAAUGAGCUGAUUGCAGGAGCUGCUGGCGUAGGGGUGGAUGUCCUUCAGGAAAGGGAAGUUUCACUGAACGUGGAUGAUAUCAAAGGGUCCAUAACGUCCAUUCUUGAUGAGUACACAGACCAGGCAAACUGGUAUUUAGUCACCAGCAUUGAUGCAGAAGAAACCAGCCAUGAGCUCUCUGUGAAUCAUUCAGGACUUGCUGCCCUCCCAGGGGCUGCCUGCGGCAGCGUUCUGCCAUCCCCAGACCCGCGUGUAACGACCCGCACCAUGAACAGCAACAUCUGGCAGAUCUGCAUCCAGCUGGAAGGGGUCGGCUGCUUCGCUGCGGUCCUUGGGAAAGAAUUCCGGUUGCUUCUGCUGUCAGCUCUCUACCCAGUGUUGGAAAAGGCCGGAGACAAGACUCUGCUGAUCAGUGAGACGGCGAUGGGAACGCUGGUGGACAUAUGCGAGGCCUGCAGUUACGACUCCGUGCAGUGUUUGAUUAAUGAGAAUUCUGACUACCUGGUGAACGGGAUUUCCCUGAAUUUGCGCCAUUUGGCACAUCAGCCGCACGCGUCCCAGGUGCUGGACACUAUGCUGAGGCACUCGGAUGCCAGCUUGCUGCCGCUGGUAGAAGACGUUAUCCAAGACGUCCUGUCGACGCUAGAUCAGUCGUAUAAUCACCAGGCCUCCACCUUCCUCGGGGUCCUCUACUCACUAAUGGCAGCUCUAGUCAAGUGGUUCGGACCGUCCUGCAGCGAGGAACACCAGCGAAGGCAGGCUGCUGAGUGGCAGAGCGGGACUUUGGCCCAGGUGCAGCCGGCGAUAACAAGGCAAGAAGUGGAGCAAUUCUUCCUCGACUAUGUCAGACAGAAGCAGGUUGCAGAGGGCAAUCUUUCUGACUCUGGUGAUGAGGAGGCAGAUGAGGUUCCCCCUGUUGCUAAACCUGAGCCAAGCAACUCCGACACAGAAGGAGAAACUCCUCUGCCAAGCCAUGCUCAGCUGGCCAAAGAUGUGAUGGAAAGGUGCAUCCACUUGCUGUCUGACAGGAACCUCCGUGUGCGGCUGAAGGUCCUGGAUGUGCUGGAGCUCUGCGUAACUGUGCUACAUCCUCACGGAAACCAUCUGCUUCCCAUGGCUCAUCGUGUCUGGCCAGCUCUCGUCACCCGGCUGAUUAGCGAUGACCCUCUGGCAGUGCUGAGAGCCUUCAAGGUGCUGUGUACCCUGGCUCAAACGUGUGGGGACUUUUUGAGACAGAGAUUCUCCAAAGAUGUCCUGCCUAAGCUGACCAGUUCCCUCCUUAGCCAGGCCCCAGCAAGUGCCAGAGCUGGGCCUGUGUACAACCACACGCUUGCCUUCAAGUUACAGCUGGCUGUGUUGCAGGGACUGGGGUCUCUGUGCGAGAAGCUGGACAUGGGUGAGAGUGACCUGAAUAAAGUGGCAGAUGCUUGCCUGAUUUACCUGAGUGCCAAGCAACCCAUGAAGUUGCAAGAAGCUGCCCAGAGUGUUUUCCUCCACUUAAUGCAUGUGGACCCUGACAGCACCUGGCUCCUCCUGAACGAGAUCUGCUGCCCUCACAUGUAUGAGCCUCCCCACACCAGCUUGCAGCCUGUGAAGCUUCGUGGGAUGGGGAGGCAGCGGAAUGAGUUCACUGACAACGUCCUGCUCCUGCUGGAGAAGCUGCAGCAACAGGAGAGCAGCGUGCUGCAGGCUGGCACACAAGAGGCAUCUCCUGCUUGACAGACCUGCACAGCAGCUGGCAGAGGAAAGAAGAACCACCAGGAUAGUUCUCACUUACAGAAAUCCUGUCAUUUAGGCCCUGAUUCAUUCCAGGGAAAACCAUUGCAUGGUCUGGGGGUACUGGCUGAGACACCUUACCCAUGGGCAAAAGGUGUGUUUGUGUGGUUUUUUGUUGUUGUUUUUUUUUUUUUUUUUUUUUUUUUAAGUGUAUGAAAAUGAGGUGGGUACCUUACCCUGGUUCCUUCAGGCUUCUACUUCUCUGCACAUGGUGUUGGAGGAAAUCCAAGGGUCACAGCACAUUUGUUUCUUCCAUACAAAGCGUUUUUCCAGAAAUGACUUCCCAGCACCUGCUUGUUGGGCGAUGCCCCUUCAGCACCUUACACACACACUUCUGACCCUCCUCACUACUGCAGUGUUCUGUCCUGUUCACACCUGGAAAGUCAUCUGCCAACCUGAAAUGAAAGUUCUUUUCUGGCCUUAACCUUCCAGGAGAGGCAUAAAUUUUGGGUACAUUAGAAAUCCUUUUCUGAUGUUAACUGAUACUAAAAACAAGAGUUAAAUGCAUUUCCAGUUAAUUCCUCACUAGUAUUGCUGACAAGAAUGGCAUCCCCAUAUCCCUAUAGAAAUACCAAGGCUCUUCCCUUACAGUUUACAAAAACUGGCCAAACAAAUUGUGCUGCUUAAUUCUCACUGUUGAGCUGUGAGAGGGUUUUUAAGAAAACGGCCAGCCUUGAUUUAGUGAUUUAAGAAUCCCCCUUAUUCCCAGAUUGCAGCUAUUUUGUGCAGGCUGUUUCUCAGACCUGCCAGAUUUUCAACACCCACCCCAAGAACUAGACUUAGCAUCUGCCCCUGCCCCAGGACAGGUUACCUGGUGGGUGCCUACCAGGUCAGAUGGCAACAUUUGGUGUGAGCACGUUGGUGCUGUGCAGUGCCACUGGUUGCCUGAGUGGGUGCAGUACCGUGCAGCAAGUGGGGGAGCAGAUGAAUCUGCAAGUCCUGCUUUGCCCCUGCCAAGAGACUUCCAGAACCACAGUACAGCCUCACUGCUCGUUCACCUGGAAGCUGCGCUGGGGCACUCCCCAGCACCACGUCCUCUGGGCUCCUUCCCUUGAGGCUGUCUGCAAGUGCUUUGUUUGCUCUCAGACCACACCGUGCCCUGGAUUCCUCAGGCUCACCCAGGGUGACUUCUGGCAGCCAGCUACUUUCAGACAUGCUUGUGAAAGUUUUAUGCUAGUAAAGCGAAAGGACAGAUCUUGACUAUGAAUUUGGAAGCAAGCUGAGAAAUACGAAAACCAGUGCAAUAAACUGAUUGUUAAA